AUGGCGAAGCCGGUGUUAACCAGAAGAGAGCUAUUGGACAGAUGGAAGACCAUCGAAGAAGAAGACAAUGAUGACAAUCAUUUUUUUGACCCUUCUAAACGACGUCGUGUCCGCCAGCUCAAAGAGGAAUGGUUUUCAGAUGCAUUCAGUUUCUUGAUAUAUUUGCCAAAGGGAAACCAUAUAUGGUGUGGCUCUUGGGAUUUGAUGGGACCUCUUCUAGAGACCUUCUACAACUAUUUUAAAGAUGAGCGCCACGAUUCUCCUCUCAGGCUUCUAUGGAAGAGGAUUUCUGAGGAAAUGCGACAAUGCACGCGAUGCAUCUGCCAGCAUCAUCAAGCUGAAGAGAUGUACAAAAUGGAAUACGAGUUGAGUUCCAUAGGUCCCCUUCUUGAUGUGCUGCUGUGUCUUGAUGAAGAAAGGGUUACCCAACACCUGAAGGAGAUUAAUGCUAGAAUAUCAAGUGGAGAGUAUGAUCCAGUGCAUAACAAUGCCGAAGUUAUCAGUGUCAUGUUUGAGGUUUUGAUGUUCCCCAUCUUGUUGGAUGACCAAUCUUUGGUCACCGAGUUUCAAAUAUUUAUUGAAGCAAUUGAUAACUCUCAUGAACUGACUUUGGCUGGACAUCAACAGUAUCCGGGAAUUUACGCAUUACUUUUUCUUAAAAGCAGAAGAGCACGAUCUAUUGGCUUUCGUCUUUCUGGGUGUGUGGGAAAAUUGAGGAGAGCAUCAGACUUGGAACCUUUGCAGCCUUUGCUCAAGAAAUGCAUUAGCGUUUUGGAGACUGACAUCCUGCCAUUGACUACUGAGACUCUAAGGCCAAGGGUGCAGCUUGAGCAGCUAACUAUAUGGCUUGGAAUCAAAGGAUUGCUUGGGCUUUUAGAGCCUCCAGCAUUUGAAGAAGGGAUAUUGGAGCGUUAUCCCAUUUUUCUGAGUAUUGUACUCAAUCAUAUUAGUGAUGAUUCACUUGAAUUUUCUUAUGCAGUUAAUUGCUUGAGACUAAUCUUUGAAAUGCUUGGUUGUAAGCUUUGGUUAAGGGCUACAUUGUCUCCAAGUGUUAUGCGUAACACGCUACUGGGUCAGUGUUUUCAUACUCGAAACGAGAAAAUCCAUAAAGAAAUUUUUGAUCUUUUCCGGCCUUUUCUGCAGUCUCUUGAAGCUUUGCAAGACGGAGAACAUGAAAAGCAAAGGAGGCAUUUUAUUUAUUUUCUCCUACAUCAAGUGACUGUUAGCAGUAACUUCAGCAUUCUGAUGAGAAAAAAGGCUUGCCAGAUAGCUCUUCAAAUUGUUCAUCGUGGUUACAAGAUGAACCCACCAUGUCCACCUUUUGAAUGUGCGCACAUGUGGGGACCUUCUCUUGUGUCUUCUCUGAAGGAUUCAUCACUUCACUUUUCUCUUCGACAACCUGCCUUUGAUCUUAUCCAAACUAUUAUAGUGUCUGAUGCUGCUGCCUUAGUAACUUCAAUAAUCAACUUCCAUACACCUCCAAGUCUUGAUAGAAGCAUGUUGGCUGGGAUCAAUGAUGACGACGAUGAAGGGCUUCUGUUUCCCUGUGAUGUUGAAGAUAAGGAUAUUAGUUGUUGGAAUGAAUUCAGUGUGCAGAAUAAAAUCACCUCAAGGGAAUUGGGUUCAUGGAUGUGCAUUCCAAUGUUAUGGUCCGAUGUUUUAAUUGAAAUUGAUCCAUUAGUCCUACCGUUAUCAUUUUCCAAGGCUGUUUUUUGGGCUUUAUCCCGUUUGUCUAUGGUAGAACCUGAGAACAGCACAGAAAUAGCUCUUACUGUUAGAGAUUGGUUGACAAUCCGUGCUUCAGAAAUCUCACAUUUAUUUGGGUGGAAGGUUCCUUCUGGUUCUGACGAUGGUGCAGAUGGAACUGGAUCUAAAAACUCAACAAAAGUCUCAAAAAUGUGUAUUCCUUUAAUUAGAACAUUCAAAAGGUUAAAUGUCCAUUUCAUUGCUAAAAUGGAGCAAGGGGAGCUUCGGAGGCAGUGGACCUGGGAACCCAGGAUGGGUGAAAGCUUGAUCCUUUUGCUUGUGGAUCCUAACGAUGAUGCUAGGCAAGCAGGCAGGCGUAUCCUUGAACAAGUUUCGAACUUGCGCGGCCUUGCUUGUGGUUUGCAGUUCCUUUGCUCCUCUUCAUCUGCUCUGACUGCCAUUUUUUUAGGGUUGAGACAUGCUUUAAACCUGGUUCAGCUGGAUGCUGUUCUGUCGCAAUUUCAGACUUUACAUCACUUCUUCUUUGUUCUGUGCAAACUACUGAAGGAAGGAGUUAUAUCCACUCAGACCCCACCCGAAAAUUCUUCAGAUAACUUAGCUGUCUCAAAGUUUUCUUCUGAAGGUGGAUUUCUGCAGCCAGUCGUCUUUUCUCUGGCUGAUAAUUUUGAUGGACAUUUGUCAACUGUUGAUUCCAAUUAUUGGGACAAGUUUACUUUCGUACUGUCAGAAGUAGCAUGGCCUUCUAUACGGAAGUGCUUGGCAGAAGGGAAGGGAUUUAUGGACCACAAGAUAUCACAGAUGACUUGUAUCCGUUUACUGGAGAUCCUACCUGUUCUUUUCGAAAGGCUUCGCCCAAACUUCCGCAAAAUAUCUGGGCAUUCAAGCAUGAAGGUGGAAAAUGGAAUUGAUUUUUUGUGGCUUCAAGAUUUGGUGGAUUGGGGGAAGUCAACACUUGCAGUCGUGGUUAGGUAUUGGAAGCAGACAGUGGUUUCUUUGCUAGGUUUGCUUAAAGAAGCAUAUAGUGGUAACUCUUCAUCAGUGAUCAGAGUUAUUGAAAAAAUUAUUUCACGUGGUAGUGUUGCAAUGGAUGAAUUGUCAGAACAAGUGUCACGCCUUUCCGUUUCAUUAACCGAUGAUGGUUCUUAUAGAUUUGAGAAAACAAAUUCAAACGCAAAACCAUUUUUUUCUGAAGGCUUAUCAUUGAAGGGGAAGUUUUCAUCUGAAGACAUAGAACCUUUCCGCUUGGACAAUGCAGAUGUGGAGAUUUUGGGGUCUGCUUUCAUGGUUAACAAGAAAGACAGUGAAAAUGUGGUGGUUCUUUUGGAUGAUGAGAUGGACANAUUGAAGGGGAAGUUUUCAUCUGAAGACAUAGAACCUUUCCGCUUGGACAAUGCAGACGUGGAGAUUUUGGGGUCUGCUUUCAUGGUUAACAAGAAAGACAGUGAAAAUGUGGUGGUUCUUUUGGAUGAUGAGAUGGACAAGGAAAUAUCCACCUAUAAUGGUUCUCAUCCUGGAUCAAAUCAGUGUAUGAAAGAGUGCAAAACAAUGGCUCCUGGUGUUGCUCCAAGAGUUCCGCGUGAAGACCUACCAAAGGACACUUCCAGCAUUCACAUUUCAACUAAUCUAUUGGAUGCUUUUCAACAAACAACUCUUGUUAGUGCUGGUUCUGUUUCUCAGAAGCUGGACUCAGACACGCUGGAAGGUGGAUUAGGACCAGCUUCUUUUGUCAAGUCACAAUCUGUAGACAGUAUAAGAAAAGAAAUAAAUUCCAGAUGUGAAGUGAAUGAUUCUUUUCCAUCUCUCCAGAAAUCUAAUUUGAUGAACUUGUCUGAUAAAACUGUCAGUUCCAAAAGUAUUGAUAUUUUCCCAUGCCAGCAUGUGUCAAAUUUGAAGAAAUCAUAUGAGUUAACUUUGAGUUCCAAAAUUAUGGAGCAAGAAAGCAGCAGUAAGGUUUCAGAAAGAACUGAUAUAGACAUUAAAGAGUACGUAUGUGAAGAUAAUCCAUGCGAGUCUGCACUGAAAUGUUAUAAGCGUCAACCAUCACAUGUGACAAAACUAAGCACUGCUGGUCCUAAAAGACAAGUCAUUCAACUCAAUGUACCUGCAGAAAGUAGAUCUGGGCAUUUGCAAAGACUAGAGGGUGUGGUUAAAAGAUUCAAGCCUCCAAGGCUUGAUGACUGGUAUAAACCCAUUCUGCAGAUUGACUACUUUGCAAUGGUGGGAUUAGCAUCUGCAAGUGAAGAGGAGAAUCAAAGCAUUAGCAAAUUAAAACAGGUUCCUGUUUGUUUUCAAUCACCUGAUGAAUAUGUGGACAUUUUCCGGCCACUGGUAGUUGAAGAGUUUAAAGCACAGCUACGAAAUUCCUUUGUGGAGAUGACUUCUUCUGAGGAGAUGUGUUGUGGCAUUCUAUCUGUGCUGUCAGUUGAAAGAGUUGAUGACUUUCAUAUUGUUCGUUGUGUCCACGAUGAAGCUGAUUCUACAGGAUCUAGAACCUGUUUGGAAAAUGACCUUAUUUUGCUUACGAGGCGACCUCCGCAAACUUCCUUUUCUGAUGUUCACAUGGUUGGAAAGGUAUUUCGCUAUUCAUGCUUUUUUUUCCUGUUCUGUUCCAUUUUUUUUGGGGUCCCAGUGGGGGCGGGGGGAGUUGAAACCGUGUGCAUUUUGCGUUGUAUGUCUUAUUGUAUACCAAGGUGGUGCCAAGCUUGGAGAAUUGAUCAUGUUUGCGAUAGACAGCUGGCGUACAAAACUUGCAGUCGCAUCCUACGAACAUAUCCUAGGAUUUUACUAGUUGGACAAAUAGUUGAUAGGAGAAGAAGGAUCCAUGCAGCUGACCCCAAGAAGUUAGGGUGA
Messenger RNA from Ilex paraguariensis (yerba mate), 4557 nucleotides. NCBI's taxonomy places the organism in Eukaryota, Viridiplantae, Streptophyta, Magnoliopsida, Aquifoliales, Aquifoliaceae. The record is from the annotation of a GenBank genome assembly.